Messenger RNA from Linnemannia hyalina, 1530 nucleotides. The record is from the annotation of a GenBank genome assembly. NCBI's taxonomy places the organism in Eukaryota, Fungi, Mortierellomycota, Mortierellomycetes, Mortierellales, Mortierellaceae.
AUGUCGCUCAAGCAAAAGAACAGCCCUAGGACCUUUGGCCAAAUUGCCGAUUGGAAACGUCAAAAGGUCCAGGAUCACAAGUUUGACUUUAUUGACGUGGAUGACUACGUCGACAACUCUCUCUGGCGCAAGUUCAAGUACUCGCUCGUCUUUGCGGUGGUCAUCAAGGGCAUCCUUAUUUACUGUGCCGAUUUAUGGACGGCGGUGAACUUGCUUGUCUCGGGAACAUGGUCAAACAACCUCGGCGUUGAACACAACCAAAUUUCAUUUAAAAACAUCAAUAUUUCAUUCGAGAUUUACAAAUGGGUCUUUGCCGCAUGUAUCAUCCUCUCCUUUAUCCUCCUGGCCUGGGACAUGAAGAAGGCCGUCGCCAUCAUCCACAGCCGCGACAUUUCCUAUGCCUUUACUUCCAUGAUCGCCUAUCGCUACUAUGCCAUCAAGUCCUAUGCCCAUUUCUGUCUCUUUGAACAGAUCCAUAAUUCGAAGAAGCAGAUCGAUGAGAUUGCCUUCUUUUGUUUCUUUACCUUCCGAGGAUGGAAGAGACUAAUGUUUGCCGAUGGACCAAGGCAGGUCAUCAACGGAGUCAUCCUCAUCACAGUCGCCAACAAGAACAGGGACAAGGACGGAAACCUCAAUCCAGAGAUCUGGUCCUAUGGCUUCGGUCUCAUGCCUACUAUUACCAUGGGCCUCAUGACGUUCACUUUGACACUCUGGGUCAUCUCCGUGCUUAUGAUGCUCUCGGCUGUGAUUUUAUAUAUCCCUCUCGUCAUUCAUAUCCAGGGCAACUUGAAGGAGUUUUGCUGCCACAAGAUCGACAAACGAAUUGACGAGAUUGUGAAGAAAAAGGCAAAAGCACGCGCGGCAGAGGCAAUCAUCAACGCCAAAACCGGCAAGGGUGGCGAAACACCCCUCCAGCAACCAACCCUCCCCAAUAUUGCCUUCAUCGAAGAAGGCCGUGGACGCGCAUCUCCCACACCUCCUCCUGCCACUCUCUCCAAACCCAGAGUUGGAACUCCUUCUCCUGCACCUUCGCCUUAUAUGAACCCUGCCUCGACUACUUCUUCUCCAGCCAUUCCUUGGAAGAAGUCACCCGUCGCGGCUGCCAAUGACCCUUAUCGCCACCACCAACAACAACACGCACAGCACCCGCCACGAUCUUUUUCACCGGCACCUGGGGCCAGGUCGUAUACCCCCAACCCAGAAGACGACGCUGAUAGCAAACCAUUGAAGCAAGAUAACUACCAACAAGCAUACCACAACAGGAACCUCCAACGUCAACACGACCCUCGGUUCGACAACUCCGAUACCCGGAGUGAAGUCGGUAGUGUUGCCUCGUCGCAGUACCCGCAACAGCAGCCAAACCCCCAGUUCUAUAAUGGGCACAGGAAGCAAGGGUCGGAUGCUAGUACUGUCAUGAGCGGGUCGAACCGGGGAAGUGUCGUUAACGGUGGUGGUGGAUAUAAUCAUUAUGGUCAGCAGCGGCCGCAAGUGGAGGAGGAUACCCGGGUCAAGGACGUACUACUGGCCUAG